UCUGCAGCUUCUCCUGUCAUCGGAAAUGCCAAGCCAAGGUGGCUGCCCCCUGCAUUCCUCCAUCCAACCAUGAAUUGGUGCCUAUCAACACCGAGAGUGCACCAAAGAAUGUAGUGGACACGGGAGAAGGAGCCUUCCGGGGUGGAAACACUCGGAAAAGUCUUGAGGAAGACGGCUCCGCCAGAGUCACCCCGAGUGUCCAGCCCCAUCCCCAGCCCGUCAGUCUCCCCAGAAACAUGAGUGUGAGCCGGACCAUGGAGGACAGUUGUGAGCUGGACCUGGUAUAUGUCACAGAGAGGAUCAUCGCCGUCUCCUUCCCCAGCACAGCCAAUGAGGAGAACUUCCGGAGCAACCUCCGCGAGGUGGCCCAGAUGCUCAAGUCCAAACAUGGAGGCAACUACCUGCUUUUCAACCUCUCUGAGCGGAGACCUGACAUCACGAAGCUCCACGCCAAGGUACUGGAAUUUGGCUGGCCUGACCUCCACACCCCAGCCCUGGAGAAGAUCUGCAGUGUCUGCAAAGCCAUGGACACUUGGCUCAAUGCAGACCCCCACAAUGUCGUCGUUCUACACAACAAGGGAAACCGAGGAAGGAUAGGAGUUGUCAUCGCCGCUUACAUGCACUACAGCAACAUUUCGGCCAGCGCCGACCAGGCCCUGGACCGGUUUGCAAUGAAGAGGUUCUAUGAGGAUAAGAUUGUACCCAUUGGCCAGCCAUCUCAGAGAAGGUACGUGCAUUACUUCAGCGGCCUGCUCUCUGGCACCAUCAAAAUGAACAACAAGCCCUUGUUUCUGCACCACGUGAUCAUGCACGGCAUCCCCAACUUCGAGUCUAAAGGAGGGUGUCGGCCCUUUCUCCGGAUCUACCAGGCCAUGCAACCUGUUUACACGUCUGGCAUUUACAACGUCCAAGGAGACAGCCAGACCAGCAUCUGCAUCACCAUCGAGCCUGGGCUGCUCUUGAAGGGAGACAUCUUGCUCAAGUGCUACCAUAAGAAGUUCCGGAGCCCAGCCCGGGAUGUCAUCUUCCGCGUGCAGUUCCACACCUGUGCCAUCCAUGACCUGGGGGUUGUCUUUGGGAAGGAGGACCUUGAUGAUGCCUUCAAAGAUGAUCGAUUUCCAGAAUAUGGCAAGGUGGAAUUUGUAUUUUCUUAUGGACCAGAGAAAAUUCAAGGCAUGGAACACCUGGAGAACGGGCCGAGUGUGUCAGUGGACUACAACACCUCUGAUCCCCUCAUCCGCUGGGAUUCCUAUGACAACUUCAACGGGCACCGUGAUGACGGCAUGGAGGAGGUUGUGGGACAUACUCAGGGGCCGCUGGAUGGGAGCCUGUAUGCCAAGGUGAAGAAGAAGGACUCCCUGCACGGCAGCACCGGGGCCGUCAAUGCUACACGUCCUGCCCUGUCGGCCACCCCCAACCACGUGGAACACACCCUGUCUGUGAGCAGUGACUCGGGCAACUCCACAGCGUCCACCAAGACAGACAAGACCGAUGAGCCUGCCCCCGGCCCCUCUAGUGCCCCUGCUGCCCUGAGUCCUGAGGAGAAGCGUGAGCUGGACCGCCUGCUCAGCGGCUUUGGUUUAGAGCGAGAGAAGCCAGGCACCAUGUACCACACUCAGCAUCUCCGGUCCCGCUUGGCAGGGGCCCCUGCUGCGCCCUCGUCCGUCCGCCACGUUGUCCCAGCCCAGGUUCACGUCAACGGUGGGGCCUUGGCCUCUGAGCGGGAGACAGACAUUUUGGACGACGAGCUGCCCAACCAGGAUGGGCACAGUGUGGGCAGCAUGGGCACGCUGUCCUCCCUGGAUGGGAUCACCAACACCAGUGAGGGAGGCUACCCGGAGGCCCUGUCCCCACUGACCAAUGGCCUGGACAAGCCCUACUCCAUGGAACCUAUGGUCAAUGGCGGGGGCUACCCCUAUGAGUCUGCCAGCCGCGCAGUGCCUGCCCAUGCUGGCCACUCAGCCCCUAUGCGGCCCUCCUACUCUGCACAGGAGGGUUUAGCUGGCUACCAGCGGGAGAGCCCCCACCCAACUUGGCCACAGCCAGUGACCACCUCCCACUACGGCCAUGACCCCAGCAGUAUGUUCCGCUCUCAGUCCUUUCCGGAAACUGAGCCCCAGCUGCCCCCAGCUCCAGCCCGGGGGGGAAGCAGUCGGGAGGCUGUGCAAAGGGGACUCAAUUCCUGGCAGCAGCAACAGCAGCAGCAGCAGCCGCCGCUGCAGCAGCCUCGCCCGCCUCCUCGACAGCAGGAAAGAGCCCACUUGGAAAGUCUGGGGCCCAGCAGGCCCAGCCCCCAGCCGCUGGCAGAGACCCCCAUGCCUGGCCUCCCUGAGUUCCCAAGGGCAGCCUCCCAGCAGGAGAUCGAGCAGUCCAUUGAAACCCUCAACAUGCUGAUGCUGGAUCUGGAGCCGGCUGCGGCUGCCACCCCCCUGCACAAGUCCCAGAGUGUCCCUGGGGCCUGGCCAGGGGCCUCCCCUCUCUCCUCCCAGCCUCUUUCCUGCUCCUAUCAGUCCCAUCCACUGACCCAGUCCAGAUCUGGCUACAUCCCCAGUGGGCAUUCCUUGGGAACCUCUGAGCUGGCCCCACGAGCCUCCCCGGAGUCCGCCCUUCCUGGCAGGUCUUACUCACCUUAUGAUUACCAGCCAUGUCCAGCUGGGCCCAACCAGAGUUACCGUCCAAAGAGCCCAGCCUCCCCCUCCUCCUUGCCUGCCUUCCUUCCAACCACCCCCAACCCUCCAGGGCCUCAGCAGCCCCCGGCCUCUCUGCCUGGCCUCACCACCCAGCCUCAGCUCCCACCAAAGGAGGUGACUUCAGAUCCAUCCCGAACUCCGGAGGAGGAGCCCUUGAACCUGGAGGGGCUGGUCGCCCACCGGGUAGCAGGGGUGCAGGCUCGGGAGAAGCCGCCCGCAGAGCCCCCAGCCCCUCUGCGGAGGCGGGCGGCCAGCGAUGGACAGUAUGAGAACCAGUCUCCAGAACCCUCAUCCCCCCGGAGCCCCGGAGUUCGCUCCCCUGUCCAGUGCGUGUCUCCGGAGCUGGCUCUCACCAUCGCGCUCAAUCCUGGAGGGCGGCCCAAAGAGCCCCAUCUGCACAGCUACAAGGAGGCCUUUGAGGAGAUGGAAGGAACCUCUCCGACCAGCCCACCGCCCAGUGGAGUGCGCUCCCCUCCAGGUCUGGCCAAGACACCCCUCUCUGCCCUGGGCCUGAAACCCCACAACCCAGCGGAUAUCCUGCUGCACCCCUCGGGCGUCACCAGAAGACUGAUCCUGCCAGAGGAGGAUGAGGGGAAGGAGGUGACAGAGCUGUCCGAAGAGCCCCGGAGCUACGUUGAGUCGGUGGUGCGGACGGCGGUGGCUGGGCCCCGAGCCCAGGACCCCGAGCCCAAGAGCUUUAGCGCCCCAGCCGCCCAGGCCUAUGGCCAUGACACGCCCGUGAGGAACGGGGCGCUGGGCGGCUCCUUUGUCUCCCCCAGCCCCCUCUCUACCAGCAGCCCCAUCCUCAGCGCUGACAGCACUUCAGUGGGGAGUUUCCCAUCAGGGGAGAGCAGUGACCAGGGCCCCCGGACACCCACCCAGCCUUUGCUGGAUGCUGGCUUCCGCUCCGGCAGCCUGGGCCAGCCCAGCCCUUCGGCUCAGAGAAGCUACCAGAGUUCUUCUCCUCUUCCGACUGUGGGCAGCAGCUACAGCAGCCCUGACCACUCACUGCAGCAGUUCAGCUCCCCAGAAAGCCAGGCCCGGUCUCAGUUCAAUGUGGCUGGAGUCCACACGGUACCCGGGAGCCCUCAGGCACGCCACAGGACAGUGGGCACCAACACUCCCUCCAGUCCUGGCUUUGGCCGCCGAGCUGUCAACCCCGGCAUGGCUGCCCCCAGCAGCCCCGGUUUGAGCCACCGCCAGGUGAUGGGCCCACCAGGAGCUGGUUUCCAUGGUAAUGCAGUCUCUAGCCCCCAGGGCAGUGCAGCGACCACUCCAGGAAGCCCCAGCCUGGGCCGGCACCCCGGGGCCCAUCAGGUUUCAGGCCUCCAUGGCAGUGCGGCCACCACUCCAGGGAGCCCCAGCCGGGGCCAGCACCCUGGGGCCCUUCAGGCCUCAGGCCUCCAUGGCAGUGCGGCCACCACUCCAGGGAGCCCCAGCCUGGGCCGGCACCCGGGAGCCCACCAGGGCAACUUGGCCUCCAAUAUCCAUGGCAACACAAUAGCCAGCCCCGGAAGCCCCAGCCUGGGCCGUCACCUCGGAGGGUCUGGAUCUGUGGUUCCCGGCAGCCCCAGCUUGGACCGGCAUGUGGCCUAUGGCGGCUACUCCACCCCUGAGGACCGGAGACCAACGCUGUCCCGGCAGAGCAGUGCCUCUGGCUACCAGGCUCCUUCCACGCCCUCCUUCCCUGUGUCCCCUGCCUACUACCCUGGCCUGAGCAGCCCCGCCACCUCCCCCUCGCCGGAUUCAGCAGCCUUCCGGCAAGGGAGUCCAACACCGGCCUUGCCAGAGAAGUGGAGGAUGUCCAUGGGAGACCGAGCGGGCAGCCUCCCCAACUACGCCACCAUCAAUGGGAAGGUGUCUUCCUCGCCUGUCGCCAGUGGCAUGUCCAGUCCCAGUGGGGGCAGCACCGUCUCCUUCUCACACACGCUGCCCGACUUCUCCAAGUACUCCAUGCCAGACAACAGCCCCGAGACCCGGGCUAAAGUGAAAUUUGUCCAGGACACUUCCAAGUAUUGGUACAAGCCUGAGAUCUCCAGAGAGCAGGCCAUCGCACUCCUGAAGGACCAGGAGCCGGGGGCCUUCAUCAUCCGUGACAGUCACUCCUUCCGAGGAGCCUACGGGCUGGCCAUGAAGGUGUCUUCUCCCCCUCCGACCAUCAUGCAGCAGAAUAAAAAGGGGGACAUGACCCAUGAGCUGGUGAGACAUUUCCUGAUAGAGACCGGUCCCAGGGGAGUCAAGCUCAAGGGAUGCCCCAACGAGCCAAACUUCGGAUCUCUCUCUGCCCUGGUCUACCAGCACUCCAUCAUCCCGCUGGCUCUGCCCUGUAAGCUGGUCAUUCCAAACCGAGACCCCACGGAUGAAUCGAAAAAUAGCUCGGGCACUGCCAACUCAACCACUGACCUGCUGAAGCAAGGGGCAGCCUGCAACGUGCUCUUCGUCAACUCUGUGGAUAUGGAGUCACUCACUGGGCCACAGGCCAUCUCCAAAGCCAUUUCCGAGACACUGGCUGCUGACCCCACACCAGCUGCCACCAUCGUUCACUUCAAAGUUUCUGCCCAGGGAAUUACACUGACUGACAACCAGAGAAAGCUCUUCUUCAGACGACACUACCCUCUCAACACCGUCACCUUCUGUGACCUGGAUCCACAGGAGAGAAAGUGGAUGAAAGCGGAGGGAGGUGUCCCUGCUAAGCUCUUUGGCUUUGUGGCCCGGAAGCAGGGCAGCACCACGGACAACGCCUGCCACCUCUUUGCUGAGCUUGACCCCAACCAGCCUGCCUCCGCCAUUGUCAACUUCGUCUCCAAGGUCAUGCUGAGUGCCGGACAGAAGAGAUGAACUCACCCCAUGCCCGGGCCAGGGCAGUGGGGAUGGGGCAUGGGGGGAGGGGACCCAUGAAUCCUGACCACCUUUGAAUCCAGAAGGAGGACUUUGGGCCAAUUUUGGAGAAGGAGAGAAGAAAGUGCAACGUGGGGAGAGGGAAGUGAAUUGCGGAGGGGAGGGGGAGAGAGGGAGAGAAAGAAAGACAAGGAUGGAGGAGGAGAACUCAGUUCCCUUGGGUGGAUGGAUAUUGCGCAACCCCGAAGCCUUCAAAACUGACCAGGUCCACCUAAUGCCCCCUCCCCGUCCCAAGGGAUGGAGCCCCUCCAAGGAGGCAGAACUGACCGCCUUGGGGAUCCAUACUUUGGGGGGAAAUGGAAAAGUAUCCCUCUAACCCAACUGCUUUGCAUGGAGAAAACAAGUCAAGAGAAUCUUUUUCUGGCCACCUCUAGGGUACAUUGCCAAACUAAAAAGAGCCAGCAUGGGAUAUCAAGUGGCAGAACUUUUGCUUUUGAAAGUAUCUCAGACCCAGGGCACCUAAAGUCUCUUUGUUCUGCCUCUGAUGUAUAGUUUGCGUGGGUGUACAUGUGGGGUUGUGUAUAUGUCAGCACCCACAUCCUCACACGCUGAUUUAUAUUUGCCUCUCAGCUAGAAUCAUAAACAGGUGAACUUGCCCAUGUUCCAUGUGUUUGCGCACACGUGCAUACUAUCCAAAGAAAGUUAGAAUCGGGGCGACACAGCAUCAAGGAGGGGACGGCAGCCUUCUUCCCUGGGAGCACGCAGGAAUGUGGGUGACAGGCUCUGUCUUGGUCCCUACACCUGCUCUCUAGUGGCCCUGAGUGCCGCCAGCCCCUUCUCCUGGACCAAGAAGCCAGCGGGAGCUGGACCGGCCACCUUGCCUCCACCAGGAGGUAGGACUGUUGGUUUGAGGAGGUGGAGCCAUGCGUUUCCAUAGCCCCGGGGAAGAGAUCCAUCAGCUGCCCAUGCUGUUGACCCUGAGGCCUCUUUCCUGAGUGGUGUGGCCCAGCAGCGAGGUGGGCGGUUUGUUCCCGCCAGCUCUCAGCCUUCAGCCCAUCCUUGGGCUUUGCGCCCACACCAGCCUUAACUCAGACUUGCUUAUCUGCAUGCUGUCUUUUCGGGUGCUGGGGAUUGAGCCUUCCUGCUCUGCCCUGCUCUGUUGUGUCCUGCAGGGCCCCCAGGUUGGGCUGAUCCUGGGGAAACUGCUUCUAAUGGCCCUGCUCAGCAAGGCCCGGGGGAGAAGCCUAUAGUCCUUGUCCUCCCCUCCGCAAGUGUUUGGGCUCUGACUUUCGCUGGGCUCUCCAGGGUGACUUAGCAGAGCUCUGGGAGCUGCUACCUGUAUACCACAUGGCCUGUGUACAUUACUGGAGCCUUACUGUUUCCUCUUCUGCCUUGGUUUCCCCAGAAGAGCCACGCUGCCUGUGAGCAGAGGGCAGAAAGCAUGCAUUUAGGCCAAAGGGCCUAGAGUUCAUCUGGGCAAUUGGGAAACCCCCAACUUCCACCCAAGGACUCUAAGCUGAAAUGGAAAAUUCACCAGGACUCCAUUCUUGAGGGGCUUCUUAAGCCUCUGGGGUCCCCUAGAGAGAGGCAUUGUACUGAUAUAUAAAUAUAUAUAAUAUAUAUGUGAGACAUACUGACAGAAUCUGUAAGCUAAUAAAAUAUAAGAAAAGGUUAAAAAAAAGAA
Molecule: messenger RNA, 7212 nt
Organism: Pteronotus mesoamericanus
Lineage: Eukaryota; Metazoa; Chordata; Mammalia; Chiroptera; Mormoopidae
Gene: TNS1
Product: tensin 1
Exons: 33
Coding region: 237-5528 (1763 amino acids)
Biological process (GO): fibroblast migration
Cellular component (GO): focal adhesion
Molecular function (GO): protein binding
Source: RefSeq, a predicted model, not a curated record